AUGGGCGGGCUCCAAUUGAUCCUCUUGGUGCUGGCAUCAUCGCGCCAUUUCGUGCAUCCGAUCGACGGUGCUAUUCGUGGCGCGAAGCCGGCCACCGAGGAGACCCAGAACCAGAAUAAUGUCCUUUCUUCGGUGGCUGCGUCUGCCAAGGAUGUCCUGGCUCAGACCGGCGGCAACGCUAUGCUACCCUGCAGAUUCACCGGCACCGGAAUAGUGACUUGGAUCAGACGAAGGGACAGACAGUUGCUAACCGUGGGCAGGGACACCCAUUCCGUCGACACACGGUUCAUGGUCGUUACAAACAGCCCGGACUGGACCCUGAAGAUAAAGAACGUGAAACAGGACGACGCUGGUCUCUACGAGUGCCAGAUUCAAACGGAACCUGUCCAGCAACGAUUUAUUCGGCUGAGUAUCACCGAGGCGUACUCGAUGAUCCCAGGCGGGCCGGAUCUUCACGUGAAGCAGGGAUCGAGUCUACGAUUGGAAUGCCAGCUGAUGGCCUCCGCGGAGGCGCCGAGCUUCAUAUUUUGGUACCGACAGGGCCGCAUGAUUAAUUACGACGCCGAGCCAGGCGUGAGGGUCGAGGCGACGAAAAACGGCUCCAUUCUUGUGGUCGACAAAGUGAAGCUCUCGCACGGCGCCAAUUACACUUGCUCGCCGAGCAACGCGAAGCCUGCCUAUAUCAUGAUCCACGUGAUCGAAGAGGAGGAAAAACCGGCGGCAAUGCACGGCGGCGAUCGGCGGAACGGGACGCGUCGUCCGUCCAUCAACGUCGUGUUGAUUUUUCUGAGUUUCCUCGGUGUACAGUGCACAACGCGACUGUGUCUCCAGCAUUCGCGCGUCACGUGA
Molecule: messenger RNA, 849 nt
Organism: Dufourea novaeangliae
Lineage: Eukaryota; Metazoa; Arthropoda; Insecta; Hymenoptera; Halictidae
Product: igLON family member 5-like
Exons: 5
Coding region: 1-849 (282 amino acids)
Biological process (GO): synapse organization
Cellular component (GO): neuron projection membrane
Source: RefSeq, a predicted model, not a curated record